AUGACGACCACCAAAGUUGUCAAAGUCUGUGAGGCUAUGGAGAGCCAUGGGCUGAACCCCCUGGACCAGCUUCCGCCACCCGCGAGUUCCAACAAGGCCUUAACCCCCUUCAGCAUCGCAGACAUCCUCAGCAAGCCGACUGUCAAACGAACUCCCAGGAUUUACCGGCUUCCAGCAUCAGAGAGACCCCGGAAGAGCAUCACUGUAUCACGGCAGACUCUCGUCAUUCAAACAUCGCCUCUGUGCGCUCUUCAGGAGCUGGCCAGCAAAACGUUCAAAGGUCUCGAAUCAGGUGUACUCCAAGCAGCAGAAGGAAGGGAUGGGUUGACUCUGUUUGGUCAAAGGGACAGUCCCAAAAAGCGCCGAAAAUCUAGGACGGCCUUCACUAAUCACCAGUUAUAUGAACUAGAGAAAAGGUUUCUCCAUCAAAAAUACUUGUCACCCGCUGACAGAGACCAAAUUUCCCAUCAGCUGGGGCUGACAAAUGCGCAGGUUAUAACCUGGUUUCAGAAUCGACGCGCGAAACUAAAGCGAGAUCUGGAGGAGAUGAAGGCGGACGUGGAGUCGGUCAGAUCCACAGGUGUAGUGCCUCUGGAUAAAAUCGCUAAACUGGCCGAUCUGGAGAGGUGUGCAGUUGGAGCCACGGGGCAUACAGGUCCUGAGUGCUCGCCACGGCUGGGUCACGAGUACAAGAGUGCGCACAAAUUAUGUCUGUCCCCCAUGUCGUCUCUCUCAGACCACACAAGUCAAGACUACUCCGGGGACGAAGAAGAGGAAAUAGACGUCGAUGUCUGAUCGAACCAUUGCAUAUUGAUUUAAACUUUUGUAAAUGUAUAUUCUAAGACACGCAUGCACAUAACCAUCUGCAUGAUUGUAGUGUUUUAUGAAAAUUAAUUAGUUUAAUUUAUAGCCAGACUAUGCAUGUCUAACUCUUAUUUGCUCAAUGUGAAAUAGCAGCUUAAGUUUUUAUAUAUAAUAUAUUGUAUGUAAUGUAAUGGCUUUAAAGAGUGUAAUAAGAGAAUAUAUUACACAAAUCAGGGCAACAAACAGAGCAAUACAACCUCUUAAUGAGAAAAAAACAACAACUAUUUUUACAUGUGUAUUUAUUGCAUUUAAUUUCUACACAAUCGACAGUGACUGCUUUUUGUAAAGUGUUUGUACAGUUUACUUGCAAUAUAGUGCCUUCCAAAAUUAGGCCAUUGUACCAAUACCCAAUGUGUUGUUUAAUGUAUUGAGUUUGAAAAUAAAAAAAUUUAUACCUUUUACAAAGAUGAUGGUAUACCGAGUCUGUACAUCAGUAACAA
Messenger RNA from Cyprinus carpio (common carp), 1304 nucleotides. It is a transcript of the gene lbx1b, whose product is annotated as ladybird homeobox 1b. NCBI's taxonomy places the organism in Eukaryota, Metazoa, Chordata, Actinopteri, Cypriniformes, Cyprinidae. The record is from RefSeq and is a predicted model, not a curated record. Gene Ontology annotation, biological process: regulation of DNA-templated transcription. Gene Ontology annotation, molecular function: DNA binding; DNA-binding transcription factor activity, RNA polymerase II-specific.